UCAAUUCUUGCAUACAAAAAGUUGAUGACCAAAAAUAACCAAAACAACAUAGAACCCGAUUGACCAACACCUUGUGCCUCCAUCAAAUGCAAUCUUUCAUAUGGAUAACCAAAGAGCUUCGCGGUGGAUCUUUGGCACUGCUGCCGGGUGCCAAGCUAUUGGAGAGGAGUUCCGAUAUCUUGUCUGCCAAACUCACAAAACUGCAAUCUGCAAAUCCAAACAACAAUACUAACAACAACAACAACAACUACCACCACCGCCACCGCCACCACGAAACCAGUACCGAAGACUCUUCUUCCAUGAUUUCAGUCCUCUACUCUCUUUGGGAAACUCACGACCACAACGUUAUCGUGACCAUGAUGCUUUCUGCUUACACUUGGGCCAGUGGCCUCUACUCGUCCGUCCCUGACUACGCCGUAAUUGACGCUGCCUUGGGUCUCUGGACCCUUCUCCAUAUUUUUGUCGCCUCGACCUAUCUGACGGUGGCCGAUGCCUUUUACAAAAAGACCCUGUUGCAACUGCACUACAAAUUGAUCGCACCCCUUUAUUCCAAGCCGUUGUUGAUUCCCAUUGUCAACUUUUUCACCAUUUUGUUGACCGCGCGUCUCUGCUAUUACGCUUACCACCACGACGAAGAUGGCCGUGCUACCCUUCGCGCCGUCUUUGCCGUCCACACAUGGGCGUGUUCCAUCAUGAUGCAGAGAAUGUCCAGCAUGUUGGUCAAGUUGGGAGUCGACUACGCCAUGAAUGUCGAAAAGGACAUUGAAAAGCACGACAUUAAAGCAUGGAAGGCACCGCCCAAAUGGACCAGUUGGAUCUUUAGCCCACCGAACAUUGUUCUGCGCCCUGUCCUGACUGGGGCCGAAAACAUUCCUCACGACAAGCCAGGAUUCUACGUCAUGAACCAUGCUCUGUACGGACUCGAAAUGGCUCCCUUUGUCGCCACAGUCUACAACCAAACCAACGUCUUUUUGCGCGGUCUCUCGGAUCACUUUCACUUUGGACAAUUGCACGGAGAAAUGAUUCGCUUCUUUGGUGGCGUCGACGGAACACGCGACAAUGUCGACUGCUUGAUGGAGAACCAAGACAAUAUUCUGGUCUAUCCCGGUGGCGGCAAUGAAAUCAUGAAACCCUGCGACGUUCCCCGCUACACACUCAUGUGGAAACAACGACUGGGAUUUGCUCGCAUGGCCAUCAAGCACGGAUACCCCGUUGUCCCCUGCUGUUCCGUCGGAACCGAAGAUAUGUUUGACCGCAUCUUUGACAUUGACCUCGGGUUUAUGCGCAAGGGAUUCAAGGUCCCCGUCAGUGCUCCCAUUUUGCCUCACAAGCUCCAACGUGUCUACUUUUGGGUCGGAGAGCCCAUUCCCACGGCACACUUGAACGGCGAUUGGCAAAACGACGAGGCCGCACGGGAAAUUCGUGACAAGGUCAGGGCAUCCCUCGAGGCAGGCAUUCAGGAAAUGCUGGAAAAACAAGCCAACGAUCCCAACCGGUAUUUCUUGAAUCAUAUUGGCAACUCGGUUGCGGCUCUCUUUGGUUGUGGACCGUGUGCCGUCACCACCAAGACGGUCGAGGAUUCGGAACCCGUUCCUGCAUCCAAAAAGGCAGACUAAACAUGAGAAAAGAAAAACAACUGUCCAGGCGAGAACUUGUGUGUGGAGAUGCACCCCUUUUGACUACGGCAAGGAGUAGUUAAUAUACCAUGAAUUCAUAUUUUAGACAACAAUUUUUGAU
Seminavis robusta is the source of this 1737-nucleotide messenger RNA. Lineage: Eukaryota; Bacillariophyta; Bacillariophyceae; Naviculales; Naviculaceae. The record is from the annotation of a GenBank genome assembly.